CAAAACCCCACCACUUGCCACACCACGCCGAGGUCUGCCGAGUGACAAGAGCCGACCUGGACUACUCUGCGUUGCCGGGAGCCGCAUCUCGGGAAGCAUGUCGUCUCCCAACAGCACCUCUCGAGACACUGCUCUCUCGGGAGACAAACGUCCAUGGAUGCAUACAAUCCCCCGAAAACCCCUCUCGCAGACGAGGACCGCCUACACUCCAGUUUCGAAUCCCCUACGAGAUGAAGAGAUAGACACACAACCUGAAGAUGCCCAAGGGUGUCAACAUCCGACUCAGCAGGAACCAUCAUUCAGUUACAGCCGCUUCACAAAUAUCAACGACGUUACGAGGGCCGAGACGUACAAAACAAACGACACGGGCUUCAACAGCUUGUUCAAGAGCCCGGUCACUGUCAGUGUCAGUGAUGAUGGCGAUGGCGAUGGCGAUGGCGUGGACAAGGUGAUUGUCAAUCGGAAAGCAACUUGGCGGCCGCAGUGGCUUCGUCCAGCUGUGCUUACCCUGUUUGUCUGCUUCUUUGUCCUUUUUACCGCCGCUCUCGCCAUUAUGCUGCACUACUCGCGGAGGAAUAACGGACUGUUUCAAACCGGCCAGAGCCUGGUCCACGUUUACGUGUGGCGCUUUGGCCCAACUGCCAUCAUCACCAUACUGUCCGUGUUGUGGGCAAGGGUCGAACUACAGGCCAUGAUGUACGUGCCUUGGUUCGCUCUGCGCCGACAACAGCCGGAUGGCAGGGUCGCCAUGUCGAUUGACUAUCUGUCAAUGCUCUCCCCCGCUGUCUUCAUUCGCUCCAUCCGAGAGAGGCACUACCUUGUUUCACUGGUGACGAUAGUCUCGGUGGUUUUGAAGGUCCAGAUCAUUCUUGCCCCUGGUCUGUUCAGCUUCGCCACAGUCAAGAUUCCCGCCAGUGUUGGUGUCCGCCUCCAAGACUCUUUCGCGCGAGUUCUGGACGACGAAGCCGUGAAGCAGACAGACACGAGCGCUUGGUAUAUGGGCAGAGCCCUUCGGAACUUCGACAUGCUCUAUCCCUUUGGAGUGACGGACGAGAUUGCCUAUCAAACCUUUGCGCCAAUGAACGGAAAAUCACGGGGGACCAUUGACGAGCCCGUGACCGCCGUCGUGGAUGGCUUUUUCACCGACCUCGACUGCCUACAACUAGCGGGCUGCUCCAUUUCCAAACAGCUUCUGGAAAAUAGCAAGCUUGACAUCUACGUCGACCUACAUUUUCAAGGCUGUGACGGGCCCAUCAGCCUCCGACAUGCGGGAGCCAUUCUCAAUCCUGCUAAAGGUAACAUCACCUACUGGGCCAUCAAGUCCAACCAGACGAGGGCAUGCCCCGGGUUGAGACAGGAUGUACCGCCGUUCCUGUACUACAGCGCAGUUUUUGUGCCCACAUUAUCCAACUCCUCUCGUAUCCGGUUCGAGAGUGCCGGUGCCGUGCUUUGUGAGCCGCGUGCCUGGCUAUCUAAAGUCCUGGUGACUGACGACGGAGUUGCCCCGAGGGUAACUCUGCUACAAAACCAGACGAGAACGCCAGUCCUGACCAACAUAUGGACCUUGAUCGACAAGUCCGUGCCGACAUCUCAAGGUCAAUGGGACACCGAACCAACCACCACCACUUAUGUGAAAGGACCGGUCAGCGCCGCCAAAGCCUUUGCAGGGGAAGUGCUGCAACAGGGGAGGAAGGAGGAUCCGACGCUCUACUCCAACGAGGCCAUUUAUGGCUCCGUCAUGAAUCUCACUCGUUCCCUCGGCCCCUUGUUGGGGCACUACCGACUUCGAGCAAAGGAAGACUCUGCAGCCGUUGGGUCGACCUUGCGGAGUGUCGAUCGUCUGAUGGUAAAUCAGUGGACUUGUCUGUCGAUGAUUGCUUCGUUCUUGCUAGUCGCAUUCAUCACAGCCCUUUCGCUGUUACGGUAUAGACAACAGACAUCCUUUUGGUACCGAAAUCCCGCGACGCCUCUUGGCAACCUGAUCUUCCUGCGAGAUCAUCCUCAGGUUGCUGCUGGUAUUUCCAGCCCGGCAGCGGAAAGCCGCAGUUGGGUUCGUUGCAGCUUCACACCGAUGGUUCUGAGGACAUGGGCGCGGCUCUCGUUCGGCUUGUACGCUUUCCUUCUCAUGGGAGGUCUGCUUCUUACGCUUCGCCUUUCAACUUCAUCCGACGGACUCGCUACCAUCGAAAAGGAGGGCUACCUACACGUCACUUGGACUUCUCUCCCGGCUCUGAUAGCGCUCGGGGUGUCUCUUUACAUCAGCUCAUGCGACUGGGCCUACAGAGAUCUCGGAAACCUUUACCGCCUCUCUAGGAAGCCCUGUCGCUCACGCGAGCUCGACAGUUCCCUCUUGGACAUGAUGGGUCUAAGGGCCUUGUAUCACUCUGUUCGGCUGAGGUUGUGGUCCAUCACAUGCUCGCAGGUCUUGGCGCUGGUUUGCGGCGUCUUGACCUCCCUCGCCUCAGUCUUGUUCACCGUAGAAGUUAUGCCAAAGGCAACAACGGUCCAGUUUCAACAAAAGACGGUGUUUCGGAUACGAGAUGAUAUCGAAUACAGCGAAAGCUACGAGAUUAAGCAAACGGAAAUAGCCACACUUCUCCUUCAGCGAGAAGCUAACGUGACGUACCCGAAAAACACGUUUGACGAUCUGGUAUUUCCUGUUUUCGAGAGCAUGGAGACCUUGGACACGUCUAGAAACCUGUCGGUCACCAUCAACACACCCGCGCUGAAGCUGCAGCCUAGUUGCCUUGAGGUUCCCAGAGAGGCGUACCGACUCACAUUCCGGAACUACACGGAAAGUGGCAGGACGUGGUUCUACUCUGACUACAACGAGCAUACCCCUUGCCCCAGUGGCGAUGAAGUGGUCAACAUCACGGCGGAAUUCCCUUUGGGCGAGGCGAGCUUGUUCGGCAAGGCGUACGCGGCUUCUGAUGUCAGAAGCAUAUACAACCCGGCAAAUAUCAACUUCCAGUGCAAGCUCAACGACACGAGCUUGAAGAACUACACAACGAUCCUACACUACACGUACGCCUGGGGGGAGUUCUCGGUAGCAAGGAACGACUUUGACUGGUUCUCCGUCUGGAGAUGCAACUACACCUGGGCCGAGCUGGAUACACAACUGAACAUGAUAGCAUCCGACGGCGAAUUUGUCAUUGACCCGGAGAACCCUCCAAGGCCGGAUUACUCGAGUGUGAGACCCUUGGAAUCGCCUCUCGACCUGCCUCCGACAGAGCGCGCUCCUAAUGGGCCCUUCGGACUGCUUCCGGAUAUCCGGAUCUCUGACAAGCAAUCCAUCGGCGUUGCGUCCGUCUUCAAGCCCCUGGUCGAGCCCUACGGGCCAUUGCCAAAGGAGGCUCUGGGAGACCCCGACCGGGUAGGGGAAAUCCUUGGACUGUUGGGCCACGACGUCGGCUUCAGCGUCGCGCAGCUCGCCAACACGGAGAACCGAAGGAUGAUCGACGACGUCCUGGACACGACGAGCGGGGCUCUGCUCCUGGACGCGACAGUCGUGGACCGUGACCGGCGGCGACUCGUGCAGGACCCAAACGUGACGUACUUCGUGGUCGGGAUUCUGGGCGCCGUAAUCCUCGUCAACAUGUGGGCGCUGGCGUCAACCGUGCUGCGACGGCGCGGCAGCGAGAGCUGGCUGCUGGACAUGGACGUCCGGGGCCUGGCGCCGGACGGCUGGCGCAGUAUCGCGUCGAUUGCGGGCUUGCUGCGCGAGUCCAACGCGUCGGCGCACCUGCCGCCGAGCACGGAGCUGCUGUCACAGAAGGAAUUGCACGGGCAGAUGUCGGACGUCAGCUUCCGACUGGGGUGGUUCCGCAGGGAGUGCGACCAGACGCGGCAUUACACGAUUGGCGUGAUGGACGAUGGGGAGUUCAACUUUAUGGGUGUCCGGAGGACGGUGAGGAGGGAGAAGACGGAUUCUCUGACCCAGGAGAGGGUGGAUGGGUGGAUUUAG
Messenger RNA from Colletotrichum destructivum, 3964 nucleotides. RefSeq lists its product as uncharacterized. Lineage: Eukaryota; Fungi; Ascomycota; Sordariomycetes; Glomerellales; Glomerellaceae. The record is from RefSeq and is a predicted model, not a curated record. The transcript is spliced from 2 exons. Bases 98 to 3964 code for a protein of 1288 amino acids.